Lactuca saligna is the source of this 5349-nucleotide messenger RNA. Lineage: Eukaryota; Viridiplantae; Streptophyta; Magnoliopsida; Asterales; Asteraceae. The record is from the annotation of a GenBank genome assembly.
CCUUCUUUAAACCAAAUUCAUAUCUGUUUCUUUCCGUAUGUGAAUCCCCCUCUUCCACAGAACCCCACACAAAGCCCCUCUCUCCCCCUUUGGAAUUUUAGGGUUUCAUUUUUUUUGACACACAGUGAUAAUCAAAACAGGAUUUUUCGUGUUCUUGAUCACUUAUCGUCUCUGAUAAUCACAAUUUACCUUCAAAAGUUGGGUUCUUGUUUACAAAUUCAGUGUUGAACCCUUAUUUUGCCUGCCGAUUGAUCGUUCAAUGCCUGUAUACAGUUUCGUUAUUAGGUUGUUAGAAAACCCUAGGGAGUUCGAAGCCGCUUACUUAGCGGCGGGCGAUUCUGCAGCCGUUACAGUGGAAGAUUAGUCGAUUAGUUUAUUGUUCUUGAUUUGGUAACAUCGUAUGGUUUUUAUUUGAUUUAUUGGGAAAGUAGGUUUCUUUUCUCGUGUUUGUAUGGCGCCGAGUCGGAGAAAAGGUGCCAGUAAAGCCGCCGCAGCCGCCGCUGCUUGUCGGCAGUGGAAGGUCGGCGAUCUUGUUCUUGCCAAGGUGAAAGGGUUCCCUGCUUGGCCUGCUACGGUUAGUGAGCCGGAGAAGUGGGGGUAUUCUACUGAUUGGAAGAAAGUUCUAGUCUUCUUCUUUGGAACCCAACAAAUAGCAUUCUGCAAUCCAGCUGAUGUUGAAGCUUUUACUGAAGAGAAGAAAGACUCUCUAUUAAGCAAACGUCAUGGUAAAGGUGCUGAUUUUGUUCGUGCUGUAAGAGAGAUAAUCGAUAGCUACGAGGAGCUCAAAAAACAGGUCCAAGUUGAUGAUGUUAAUACAACCGGUCCAACAAAUGUUGUCAAAUCAGAAGAAUGUGUUGCUAAUUCUAAGAAUGAGGCUCUCACACCUACCAUUGAUUCAAACACAAGAGUAGCAGAUUCUUCAAAACCUAAUGGCACUACGUGUGAGGGUGAUGCUGCUAAUGUUCAUCACACAGAGGUCAAAGUGUCUGAGGCUACUGGUAAUUCGGAGGCCACAAAAGCACCUGUGCCCACCACAUACUCAAGAAAGAAAUAUUCUGGUACUCAGACCUCAGGGAUUCAUGGAAGGGUGCCAUCUGCACGGAGGUCUGCAAGAACAGAUGCUUGCAGAUUUCCAAACCUCACAGAAGAUGUGGUGAUGAGUAAUGGUAAUUUAUCCAGCAUACCACAAAGGAGGACGAAAAGGGUGAGGACAUCACCUGGUUCACCGGAUAAAGAUUUACCUCUUGUAUCAAAUGCAAGCCCCGAAGAAAAUGGUUCUGAAAUUGUCACUGCUGAUUCUGACACCAAGAGUUUUAACGAGGGAAACUGUGUACAGUCUGGUUAUAAGCUUAUGGAACAGGAGGAUCAUGUCAUGGAAGACUUGCAGUUGAGUCAGACGCUUGAAUUCCAGACUAAUUCUGUCAUUGUCAAGAAGAAAAGAAAGCCCAGUAGAAAACGGGCCAUCACCGUUACAACCGAGUUCCCUGAUAGAAUUGACAAGCAAUCGGGCUCUGCCAUUGAUUCUGAAAAAUCUGCUGUGAAGUAUUCCAAGGAAGAUGGUGAUGAACAUUUGCCACUAGUGAAAAGGGCAAGGGUCCGUAUGGGUCGAACAUUAUCUAAUACAGAAGAGGUUGAAACUGCAAUCAAAAUAGAUAAACUUUCAGAACCUGCAAAUAACUGUGUGGUUUCAAGUGAUGCAGAAGAUAUAUCUGCAGAAGGGAACUCUUCGGGUGGUAGGGAAGAAGUAGAGCAAUCUUUUGCAUUGAAUAAUUGUAGUGUUAGCAAUAGCAAUAGCAAUAGCAAGCCUCCACUAUGGGAAGCUAACAAGAAUAAGCAUUUUGGUUGCCUGGCUGAUGGUGAAGCUGCUUUACCUCCUUCUAAGCGACUUCAUCGUGCUCUUGAAGCUAUGUCUGCUAAUGUUGCUGAAGAUGAGCAAGUUUCUAAUGGAGGACCUUCUACCAUGAAAACCAUUAUUAAUGGAUCUCUUUCACCUAGAGACUGCUCGAAAGAAACAGAUGAGUGUGAAGUAGAAAAGGAGAAACCUCUCAGCAAUGGUGAUUCUCAGGCUUGUACCAAUUUAGCUCCAGAUGUUGAACAGAAUAAGUCGAUUGAUGAGGUCAACAACACCUGUAGUCAACCUUCUAGCCCAGCAAAUGGGAUUUUGAAAGACGAAAAGCCAGUGGAAAUUGCUGAUUGUAAAGAUUCUGUCGUGUUGACUUCUUGUACUGAAACCGUUGAAUCAACUGAUGUCGUGAAAAGCCCAGAACCUUUGUCAGAUGCUAUUGAGAAGAGAGAAUCUGUUUCUGAAUGCAAUGAUACCCUAGUUGAGUCUAAAAAUGAAUGUGAGAUGGUAACUUUGGAGAUGACUGAACCUAGCAAGAAAGACCCAUCAGAUGUUUCUGGGAAAAGCUGCAAUAUGGUAGAACAAGAACAUCCAUUUGAAGAAGAUGAUAAUGCAAUACUGGAAGAUGGGGAAGGAGUUAAAGAAUCAAACAUGGAAGUAGAUGAAUCUCCAUCUUUGACCACCGAGAAAGAAGCUUUGAAGACAGUUGACCAGACGGGUCCCGCACUCGAACUCUCCCAUUCAAACUCUGUUAACAAUGAAGAUAGCUUGAGCGAUAAAAACGUGUCAGGUACCCUGACAUCUUCUCCUCCUCCUCCUCCUCCUCAUCCGAAUGAUGAUGCGUUUGACUCAACUGCACGAGCCUCUCCACCCAAUACUACUACUACUACUACUUCAAUUUGCAACAACAUAUCCACUUCAGAUAAUAGUAAUUUCCUUGAAAACAGUGGCUGUUCUAGUCCUGCAGCUGUGCAUUUAUACAAUGAUAAACAACAAAAGCAAACCGGCAAAUGGAGCACUAUGUCCGAAGCAAAUGCUGCUCUCACUUCCUUUGAAGCCAGUAUUGGGGCACUAACACGGACAAAGAAAAGCAUUGACCGAGCCACACGCAUUGCUAUCGACUGUGCAAAAUUCGGCAUAGCUGUCAAGGUGGUGGAGACUAUUGCACGCAGUUUGGAAGCUGAACCAAGUUUACACAAAAGGGUGGACUUGUUCUUCCUUGUGGACUCUAUUGCACAAUGUUCUCGGGGGCUUAGAGGUGAUGUGGGUGGUCUGUAUCCUUCUGCGAUCCAAGCAGUGUUACCACGGUUGUUGUUGGCUGCUGCUCCUCCAGGGAAUAGUGCUCUUGAAAACCGUAGGCAAUGCUUAAAGGUUCUGAAGCUGUGGCAAGAAAGAAAGAUUCUUCCAGAACCGAUGAUUCGUCACCAUAUUCGUGAGCUUGAUUCCCUCAACAACAUGUCUUCUAGAAUCAGUAAUUCUUCUCGCAGGCCCUUUAGGAAUGAAAGGGCGUUUGAUGACCCAAUUAGGGAAGUUGAGGGUAUGCUUGUAGAUGAGUACGGAAGUAAUUCGAGCAUACAGCUAUCUGGUUUUGAUAUCCCAACAAUGCUGAAAGAUGAAAAAGAAGGAAGCGAUUCAGAUGGGGAGGGUUUUGAGGCUGUUACUCCUGAACAUAACCAUGAAACAUCUGAAGAGCAUGAUGGGGUGGGGGUCACAGAUAAGCAUACCCAUGUGUUGGAGGAUGUUGAUGGUGAGCUUGAAAUGGAGGAUGUGGCCCCUUCUCGUGAGUCUGACAUAACUGCCCCUACUGCUAAUAAUAUCACCUUUCAGGAACCAUCUCAUCCACAUCAUCAACUUACACCCCAUUUGCCCUUGUUUGCCCCUCCACUCCCCAGAGACUUGCCUCCAUCAUCUCCACCUCUGCCGAAUUCUCCUCCUCCACCCCCUCCAGCCUCCCUUCCGCCACCUCCACCACCUCCACCUCCACCACCCACCCUUCCUCUGCCUCCACCGCCUCCUCCUCCUCCUCCUCUUCCUCUAGCGACUUUACCUCCGCCUCCCCCUCCUCCAUUGCCGGACGUUUAUGUAGCUAAUCAGAAUGGUAAUGAUGAUCCACAACAGUCGAUUGCUCAGCCAGUUCAUUUUCAUCCUCCUGAAGGCAGAAUGGAUAUGCAACCACCAGAGUCGUCUAAUUCUUCUUUCAGCAAUUUACCUGUCCAAGCCACCAAUAAUAAUGUGCAUCUGAGGCCACCUCACCCUGCUCCGUCAUCGCAGUUUUCAUAUUUCCAAUCAGAUCAGUCGAUUCCACCUCCUUCCUACCCUGGCAGGUUUCAUUUUGUCAAUGGUACAGAUACUGGUAACUUUCAUAGCGAUCAUGACAGAAUGCAGCAUGUGCAUGAUGACAGCUGGAGGUUUCCACCCCCUCCAUUCUCUGGUCCAUGUCAUCCUGAUGGGCCUAGAGGAGUACAUUAUCCCCCAAAUAUGUAUGCGGGUCCACCUUGCGAUCCACCAAUGUCCAACACCUGGCAUUAUCCCGUCCGACCUGCAAAUCAUAGACCAUACCCUGAAGCACCAGUUCCCAUGGCAACUAGAGGUCCUAACUUUUGGAGACCUCGAUGACCCUUGUCAAAUACUCUCAUUAGAACUCCUUUUAACCUACAAGAGACCAAAUUUUCAUUUGAAUCACAGUUGUACAACAAUCAUCAAGCAAGACCCUAUUGCUGAUUAAACAAUGCACAGAACAUUUCCAUUCUAAAAGAAGAAGAUGCAUAAUGCAAGAGUGUACAUGAACAUAUUUCAAUAUUGAGGAUGGCUCCAAAGCUACUGACAUUUCUUGAUGUCUGCAACAUCCUGUCAUCUUUGGAUUUUUUGCUGUUUUGUUCUUUGAGGGCUAUCAAGAUGUUGUGGUUCCAUGUUUAAGCCAAAUGUUGGUGAUGUUUUUUUUAAUCGUUGGUUGUUAGUUAUUUGGAAUCAGGCUAAAGUUAGAACUUGGUCUUGGGUGUACAUUAUGGAGAUGUCUUGGGUUCAAAUUUGAAAUAUAAUUGUUGCUUCUUUUCACCUUGAUGUUGGUUUGUUUCUCAUCUCAGGUGCUAUGUGUUCAAGCUGAAACUUGGAGGGAUCAAGUAGUGCCCCUAUAUUUCUUUGUGCUUUGUUUUAUGUUCAGGGGGCAUUUAUUUAAAUGGUCGACCUGUAAGGAAGCUCAAAGCCUCCUAUAUUUCUACCAUUUUAUCACUUGUUUCUCUCUGGUAUCGACUUAAGCAAAAAAAUUGUCAAAAGUAUUCUUGCUUUUAGUCAAUAUACAUGGGAAUAAGUUUCAUGUACAUAUUUGAAUUGGGAAACAAAGGUUUACGUCACAUCUGUUACGGAUUUGCACCAUGGUAUCUAAACAGGGACUUAACAAUUCAUCCACAUCUGGGUUACAACUUACAAAUCCUUUAGGUGGGACCUUAGUGACCACACAUACUUGUCUUUUAUAUCAAGAGAAAAUAACUAAUAAGCCAUCAUUCAAG